Messenger RNA from Camellia sinensis, 1508 nucleotides. RefSeq names its product ARIA-interacting double AP2 domain protein (gene ADAP). Gene Ontology annotation, biological process: regulation of DNA-templated transcription. Gene Ontology annotation, molecular function: DNA binding; DNA-binding transcription factor activity. Lineage: Eukaryota; Viridiplantae; Streptophyta; Magnoliopsida; Ericales; Theaceae. The record is from RefSeq and is a predicted model, not a curated record.
UCUCUCUCUCUCUCUCUCUCUCUCUCUCUCUCUCUCCUCUUCUUUUUUCUCUCUAUCUCUCUAAAUUUAACACGUAACACAAACACAAACACACCCUCUUUAGUGAAGUUUUAAUGGCAAAGAUCUCGCAGCAAAACCGCAAGAACAGCUCAAACAUUACUAGCACCAGCAACAACAAAAAGGAUCCUGCAACGAAGGUGAAGCGAACGCGCAAGAGCGUCCCCCGCGACUCUCCCCCGCAGCGGAGCUCCGUUUAUAGGGGUGUCACUAGGCACCGGUGGACGGGCCGGUACGAAGCUCAUUUGUGGGACAAGAACUGCUGGAAUGAGUCCCAGAACAAGAAAGGAAGACAAGUGUAUCUAGGGGCCUAUGAUGAUGAAGAAGCGGCAGCACAUGCUUAUGACUUGGCUGCAUUGAAGUAUUGGGGACAAGACACCAUCCUCAAUUUCCCUCUGCCAACUUAUGAAGAAGAGCUUAAAGAAAUGGAGGGUCAAUCAAGAGAAGAAUAUAUUGGUUCUCUCAGAAGAAAAAGUAGCGGGUUUUCACGAGGAGUUUCUAAAUACAGAGGUGUAGCAAGACACCACCACAAUGGUAGAUGGGAGGCUCGAAUUGGCAGGAUGUUUGGCAACAAAUAUCUUUACCUUGGAACCUAUGCUACCCAAGAAGAAGCUGCAACAGCAUAUGACAUGGCAGCCAUAGAGUACAGAGGACUUAACGCCGUUACCAACUUUGACCUUAGCCGUUACAUCAAGUGGCUAAGACCUAACCAAAACACUACUACCGACCCUAACAACUCUAAACCAAACCCUAACCCCAAUGUUGACAUUAAUCCCAUAACAAAUCCUAGUAAUGUAGUGGGAUUAACCUUCCUUCACCACCACCAACAAAGCCCUAGCUCUGCCACAGAAGCAACCCUACUUCCACCAUGCCCCUCUAGUGGAGCCACUGCCUCAUCCGCGCUAGGGCUUCUAUUACAAUCAUCAAAAUUUAAGGAGAUGUUAGAGAGGACAUCAGUUGCUGACUGUCUAUCGACGCCUCCAGAGUCCGACCCUCCACGAAGUAGCUUCCCUGACGAUAUACAGACUUAUUUUGAUUGUCAGAACUCUGGUAGCUUUGUCGAGGAGGACGACAUUAUUUUCGGUGACUUAAAUUCUUUUUCAUCGUCCAUGUUCCAGUGUGAGAUUGAUGCAUAAUUAUUUGUGUGAAUAUGAGGGUGAAGGAAGGUGACGACAACGACAACGACACGAAAAUAUAUUUGAGCUUUUUUUAGUAAUCUUUUUUACAACGUAUGAUUCUCUUCCUCUUCUGAAGAUGAGAGAAGUUUUUUUUUUUUUUUAAUUAUAUUAUUGGUUCAUUUUUAUUUAUUUAUUACUGGUACUAUUGGUAAAUUGCAUGUAGAUAUAGAUGAAGAUAGAAAUUCAUUUCAACUAUCUUUCAAAUAAGAAAAUUGUUUGAGCAUGUAACAGCCUCACUUCUAUUUGUUCUUUCAAUAAAAGUUUAUUUCUAUU